AUGGGUAGUUCGGCCGGAGUAGUAUUCCCAAUCACGCUUAGCUUGGAUGGGAUUAAGGGGCAAUUAAGAUGGAGGUUUGCGCCGAACAAUUGGGCCGAGCCAAAUGGCCUUGCUGUCUUGGAUGCAAUACCCCAAGGCGUAAUCAAUGUCAUUCACGGCAUCAUCGAACCAGCGCCAGUUUGCGAGAUGGGAGGGAUGAUCAAGAAGGCCGAGCACAUGAGGGAAGUGCUCUCUGUUCAACCCGCCGUGAAGAAAGGAAAGACCAUGGUAAAAGACGUCUUAACUUUUUCAAGCAAGGACUUGGAGAGAAUUCAAACGCCUCAUAAAGAUGCCUUAGUAGUGACCCUUCACAUCAAGGACUUUGAUAUGAAAAGCAUUCCAAUUGACCAGGGGAGCUUGGUCGAGAUCAUGUAUUACGAUGCGUUGAAACAGGUAAAGUUGGAGGACAAAGAGUUGGCUCCAACAACGUCCCCUUUGGUAGGCUUUAACUCUCAACCCGAAUGGCCGAUCGAAAGGAUUAUAUUGCUGGUCAAAGCUGGGUCAGUCAUGAAGCAAGUGGAAUUUUGGGUGCUUAAGGUUCCAUUAACCUACAACUUCACCCAAGGAAGGGGUUGGUUGCACGUCAUGCAGGUAGUAGCGUCGACUUAUCACCAAGUCCCACGCUUCCAGCGCUAG
Messenger RNA from Camellia sinensis, 675 nucleotides. NCBI's taxonomy places the organism in Eukaryota, Viridiplantae, Streptophyta, Magnoliopsida, Ericales, Theaceae. The record is from RefSeq and is a predicted model, not a curated record.